UUAGUUUAAUUCAACUUAGAAAACAAAGUGCGCAAGAAAAUAAUUCUUUUUGCAACUACGAGAAACUCGAACUCAUUUAAAAUGUAUAAGCGCGUUAGGAAGUGAAAUAAGAACGUGGAAGGAAACGUGAAAGCGCAUCAGAGGGUGCGCAGUAACAUUUUCUGGGCCUAUAAAGGCUCGGGUAAGCCCGCCCCUACUCACAACUUACCCGGACCUCGCCGCAACAGCCCCUACUAGCAACCCUCGACGAUUUACGAAACUUUUGCUAACAUAGUGGAGUGAAGUUGUCGAACUCUAUCAAAAUGCGAGUAAUACUUUACGCACUGGCGAUGGUUGCAGCCUGCGAUGUUAUAACUGGCCUGUAUUUACCGGGUAUGGACUACCCCGUGAUAAACAAUGACAAAGAGUUGUCAUGGUUCCCGAGAGUACGCCGCAUGCCCGAGCCAAAUCAUCGUGUGAUCAACCCCUCUGAUGAUUGUUUCCUCGUGACAUCAGAUGAAGGGGAAAUAUUUUUCAAGUCGGCGUCAGAUGAACCUUCUGUGUGCGGUAUCUACAUGAUAGCCGACCCGGACAAGAAGAUACAAGUCACUUUCAACUAUCUGGACGUACCUUGUGAAAAUGGUGGACUGGUUGCGUGGGUGGACGGCUGGGAACUCAAUGGGCAACUGUGGCCGGCGGACGACUGGAAUGAUGAGCGCCUUGUGGAGUCCUGUGACAAACGACCGCAGCAAAAGCUGACAUCAAGCCAGAACGCCGCACUCAUACAGUACAGGGUACCUGCCAAGGGUAAAGGAUUCGCCGUCACCGUGCACCACUUGAAGAAUUCCAAACCUUGCAACAUAAUGGUAUUCGAACCGAACGGUGUGUACACUCUCCGCAAUCACGGUGAAGCCGGCAAUUGCUCCGUCUUGGCGAUAGCACCCUCCACCGUAGGAGUGUUGUCCCUCGAUGUUGGACAGACCAUUAAGAGUAGCCCGCUGAACCUUGAGACUGGGACUAUUCAUUUCUGCAAGAAGCGGGGUCUAACUGACUACGUGGACAUCGGCGGCUCUUCCGGCCUCGACUACACGAACAUGGAGGUGAUCGAUAGUAUCUGCGGACUCGACUCUGUUGCAGGUCAACUACCCGCUUUCAUCGUCUGCGAGAGUACCGUCGUCCGUUUGGUGUCCAGUGGCCUGUACAAAAACUCCGUGACAAUCGCCUUUAGUCCUUUGGUCCUUGAACAUAUCGAAGACGCCGAUAUGAUCUGCGUUCCAAGCGUAAAAAAAUAAAAUUUUAUUAAAAGCUCUCUGUACACAGUUUCAUAAUACGAAAUGUAACGUA
Molecule: messenger RNA, 1323 nt
Organism: Papilio machaon (common yellow swallowtail)
Lineage: Eukaryota; Metazoa; Arthropoda; Insecta; Lepidoptera; Papilionidae
Product: corticotropin-releasing factor-binding protein
Exons: 7
Coding region: 303-1271 (322 amino acids)
Biological process (GO): hormone-mediated signaling pathway; negative regulation of corticotropin-releasing hormone receptor activity; negative regulation of corticotropin secretion
Molecular function (GO): corticotropin-releasing hormone binding
Source: RefSeq, a predicted model, not a curated record